AUGGAAAUCCAGAGAAACAUCUCAGAAUUUAUUCUUCUGGGACUUUCUGAUGACAGGAACGUGCAAAUAUUUUGCUUUGUGCUUUUUUUACUCUGCUUUAUUGCCCUGCUGGUAGGAAACUUUGUGGUUCUCAUUUCCAUUCUAUGCAGCCCUCAUUUUCACCAACCCAUGUACUAUUUCCUUAGCCAGUUAUCAAUUAUGGAUAUCAGCUAUACCUCCAGUGUUACACCCAAAUUGAUCUGUGACCUGCUAGAGGGGACUCAAACCAUUUCCUAUGGUUAUUGCAUGGUACAGGUCUUUACCAUGCACUUCUUUGGCAGCAGUGARAUCUUCAUUAUUACAGCCAUGGCCAUUGAUCGCUAUGUUGCCAUCUGCAAACCUCUCCACUAUAUGAUUAUCAUGAACAGGACAAAAUGCAACUUCCUAAUUUUAGCUGCUUGGGCUGGUGGGGUUGCCCAUGCUUUUCUYCAAUUAYCCAUGACAAUGCAGUUGCCCUUCUGUGGUCCAAAUGAAAUUGAUCAUUACUUUUGUGAUAUUUUUCCUUUGUUAAAAAUUGCCUGUACUGAUACCUAUGUGGAUGGUAUCUUUGUGAUUGUUGGUUCAGGCGUGAUCCUAUUAGUUAUAUUUCUUAUUUUAUUUCUGUCUUAUGCCAUCAUAUUAUUCCAUUUAAGAAAUCACUCAGCUGAAGGAAGAYGCAAAGCCCUCUCUACCUGUGUGUCUCAUAUCUCAGUGGUAGUCUUAUUUUUUGGGCCUGCAAUAUUUUCCUACCUUAGACCUCCUACCGCUUUCCCUGAGGAUAAAGUGGUCGCRUUAUUUUACACAAUCAUUGCUCCCAUGUUCAAUCCCUUGAUAUAUACUUUGAGAAAUACUGAGAUGAAAAAUGCCAUGAGAAAAGUUUGGUUUCAUAAUAUGUUCUCAAAGGAAACAAAGAGUUAA
Messenger RNA from Urocitellus parryii (Arctic ground squirrel), 936 nucleotides. Its product is annotated as olfactory receptor 4P4-like. NCBI's taxonomy places the organism in Eukaryota, Metazoa, Chordata, Mammalia, Rodentia, Sciuridae. Gene Ontology annotation, cellular component: membrane. Gene Ontology annotation, biological process: G protein-coupled receptor signaling pathway. Gene Ontology annotation, molecular function: G protein-coupled receptor activity; olfactory receptor activity. The record is from RefSeq and is a predicted model, not a curated record.